This is a messenger RNA of Pectinophora gossypiella (pink bollworm), 2435 nucleotides long. RefSeq names its product ATPase family protein 2 homolog. Gene Ontology annotation, cellular component: cytoplasm. Gene Ontology annotation, molecular function: ATP hydrolysis activity; ATP binding. Bases 88 to 2343 code for a protein of 751 amino acids. The record is from RefSeq and is a predicted model, not a curated record. The transcript has 2 exons. Lineage: Eukaryota; Metazoa; Arthropoda; Insecta; Lepidoptera; Gelechiidae.
GCAAGAAAAUAACAUAACCUAACUAGUCUAGUAAGUUAAAAUCGAUAUUUAUCGAUAGUUUAUGAUUUCGUGAUUAAAAUAUUUAAUAUGCCUCCAAAACCAAGUACUCCUCAAGCAAAGAAGACAUUGUGGGUGGAAUGUGAGCGGUGCGGCUGUAGUAUAACCUCAAAUGAUAAGAAAACGCACGUCGACCUUAACUGCGUGAAGGACCAAGUGAAGUGUCCGUAUGUGGAGGAUGGGAAGCUGCACUCCUGGCUGGAGAGGGCGGGGUUUCCACCUGAAGGGGCUCCUAGAGAUGCGGUGUUGGUGCAUCCGUCUGCAGGCUCUUUGAUCGGUGCAGUUAUCGGAGGCCCACUGGAACUAUGCAGAGACGGCGCCCCGACUCUUUUGAAGCGUAUGUGGCCGUCAAAAGCGUCAGCGCCCGCGGCUGUUAUAUUACCUGCUGCAGACUUGGCUGGACUGUGGAUGAGUGACAACAAGAAGAUAACAGUGUCGGUGCUACAGGGUCAAGUCCAGACAGCAUCAUACAUCUGUAUUAGAAUCAAGAAUCACAAGUCAGACAAAGACAUAUGUGACAUACUCAAACAUCAGUUCCACAAGCAUUUUGUAUCAGUGGGCAGCACACUAGUUUAUUAUUACUUUGGUAAGAAACUGGUCAUAGAAGUUUUAAGUAUAAAAUCAGAAAAACUUGAUGAUAGUAUGAAUAAAACCUGGUUUAUGUUAAGUGAAAGUACUGUAUGGAACUUGGAAGAGAAGGCAGGUACAGAGAAGGUGAAAAAGAAAGUCAUAUGUCCUGGAGGAGUAGAUGAUAUUAUAGAAGAAAUCAAGAACUUUAUAAACAUUUCUUUCAACAAAGGCCUGGCGUCAAACUUCCAGCCAACUAGGGGUCUACUACUUUAUGGGCCUUCUGGGAUUGGUAAAACUGCUAUAUGUAAAUACCUUUUAGACAAUCUCAACUGCCAAAGUAUUGAAAUUAAUGGACCUUCAAUAUUCAGUAAGUAUUUUGGUGAAACUGAAGCUAUUAUGAAGGGUUUAUUUGCUAAAGCUAUAGAAAAUGAACCAUGCAUUAUACUGGUUGAAGAAAUAGAGAUAAUAUGCCCGAGGAGGAGGGCUCCUGCCAGCUCCGAGCAGGAGAGUAGGGUCACCUCUGCUUUUGUGUCUUUAUUAGACAGCUUACAUGAAGAAAGUAAUAGAGUGUUUGUGUUGGCUACCACAAGAAAACCAGAUGCUAUAAAUCCAAUGUUGAGAAGGUUCGGGAGGCUCGACAAAGAAAUAGAGGUGCCCAUACCAGACAGACUGAGGAGGAAGGAACUCCUCAACAGUUUAUUGAGAUGCCUCCCAUGUAAAGUUUCUUCUCAGGACAUUGAUUCUAUUUCUGACUUGGCUCAUGGCUAUGUUGCAGCAGACUUGGUAAAUCUAUGUACACAGGCAUCCAUGAAAAGUAUCAAGAGGUCAAGUGAUAUGAUUGAGAAGGAAGAUCUGAUAUCAGCCCUGACUAUAGUGAGACCUAGUGCCAUGAGGGAGUUGUUGAUAGAGGUGCCGAAUGUGAGGUGGACGGAUAUUGGAGGUCAGGAUGACUUGAAGCUGAAGCUGCGUCAGGCCGUCGAGUGGCCUCUCAAACACGCGGAGAGCUUCCGCCGCCUCGGCAUCCCGCCCCCCGGUGGCGUGCUCAUGUAUGGUCCCCCGGGGUGUUCUAAAACCAUGAUUGCAAAAGCUCUCGCAACAGAGAGUGGCCUAAAUUUCUUGUCAAUAAAAGGUCCAGAACUAUUUUCCAAAUGGGUGGGCGAGUCUGAACGCGCCGUGAGGGAUUUGUUCACGAAAGCGCGCCAAGUGGCGCCAUCUGUUAUAUUCUUUGAUGAGAUGGACGCUAUCGGCGGAGAAAGAGGAUCUGGCGACGCUGGUGUGCAUGAGCGAGUUCUAGCGCAGCUGCUGACAGAGUUGGAUGGCGUUGUGCCAUUGAAUUCUGUCACUAUUCUGGCAGCGACUAAUCGCCCUGACAAGAUGGAUAGAGCACUGCUGAGACCGGGCCGCCUAGAUAGGUUGAUCUAUGUUCCGUUGCCAGAUUUUGAAAGCAGGCUCCGAAUUUUGGAACUGAAGCUCAGUAAGAUGAGUACAAGUGAUGAUGUGAACUCGCACAGUUUAGCAGCGAGGACUGAGGGGUACUCGGGGGCGGAGCUACAGGCACUCUGUCACGAGGCGGCUCUCAAGGCCUUAGAGAAGGAUCUGGGGUGCCCUGAAGUCACCAUGGAAUAUUUCGAGUAUGUAUUGAAAGACUUCAAACCUAGAACUCCAGACUCCAUGUUGAGAAUAUACCAAGAGUUUGCCUUGGGGCAGAAAUCUUAGAAAUAUUUUAGAAAAUAUUACAUAAUUCUUUGUAAAACUUUACAAUAUACAUUUUUAAUACACUUUUGUGGUGUGGUAUUAAUAAAUUAACA